AGCUCUCAUUGUCUAGUCAAACAAAGUGUUGCUUCUCUUUCUUUAUUUAUUGCACUUCAUACUUUGAAUAAGCACAUCUGCUUGAAGAUCCCAGCAGCAGCAGCAGCAGCAGAUUCUCCUCCUCCAGCAGUUUUCAUUCUGUGCAGCCACCAUGAAAGUUGGUUCUUUUAACAUCCAGAAGUUUGGACGAAACAAAGUGUCAGACCCAGAUGUUCUCAACAUCUUAAUUAAGAUUGUGUCUCGAUAUGACAUCCUUGUCAUCCUGGAGGUUGUGGAUGCCAGCGGAGAGUCUGUAACAACCUUGAUGGAUGCACUCAACAAUUCCAACAGGAAACAUCACUACAGUCUGAAGAUCAGCACUCGUUUGGGUCGAACUCGCUACAAGGAGCAGUUCAUGUUCCUGUACAGGGACGAUCUGGUUGACUUGGUGGGCUCCUAUCAGUUUGAUGAUGAGGAGACUGAAGGAGGAGACGUCUUCGCCAGAGAUCCCUACAUCCUGAGAUUCAGAUGCCUCAAUACAGUGCUGAAAGACCUGGUGUUGAUCCCAGUUCACACCAAGCCAGAGGACUCAGACAAGGAGCUGGACGAACUCUACGAUGUCUUCCAUCAUGUGAAGAAGAAGUGGAGGACUGAUAACAUCAUGAUCCUGGGCGACUUCAAUGCAGACGGUUCGUACGUUUCCAAGAAGGACAUGAAGACCAUCCGUAUCCGUAGCGACACGAACUUCCACUGGCUGAUUGGAGAUGACGUCGACACCACGGCCAGCACCGGAAACAACCACACAUACGACAGGAUAGUGAUCUACGGAGACGACAUGCUUCAGGCUAUGGUGCCAAACUCUGCCAAACCGUUCAACUUCCAGACGGCUUACGGACUCAGUGAGGAGCAGGCCCUGAAAGUGAGCGAUCAUUAUCCUGUGGAGGUGGAGCUAAAGUCCAUAGAUCAAAGAACAGAUGAACAUAUGGAUGUGAUGGAAGUGGAGCCACAGCAGCCUCAGUUGUCAGGACUCGUGGCCAUAGACGGAGGUCUGCUGGAGCUGAAAAGAGGAAACCUGUUGCUGGAGAGGGAGAAGCUCAGCCUGGAGAUCCAGAUCCUGCGGAUGAAGAUGGCCAAGAUGAACCGUGUUGAUGCAGUUUAAUCUGAAGAAAAUGGCGAGCAAACCAAUAUACCUCUACCAUAACCCAUUACCCACAGAACCACUAAUGACUGUUUCACUGUUUGAAGCUGCGACAACAGUCGUUGUGGGGUUGUUGUACUGUACCUCAGGGUCCAUCCUGGAUGGCUGCUUUUACUCGAUUUUCUGGAUAACUGCAAAUAUCCUUCAUCGAUAUGAACUAAGAGAAACGGAUACUUUUCUGUUUUCACUUUGACUUUUGACUGAAUCAAGGUAUUAUGUUAUCCGCCCUUUUCGUCCAUGCUGCACACAAGGUGAAAGGAAUUCUGGGAGUCGGCUCAUUUGUUGCUGAUAUUUUGUGUAACUGUUGUCUUCACUGUCAUCUUUAAAUGUAUAAAAUACAUUUCACGUUUUUGUAAUCACAAAUAAUUAUUCCUAAGAGGUUAAAAUCAGUUUAAUGCUAUUUUUCAAAUGUAAUCUUCUACUUGUCGAGAACGAGCAGCACUGAAGAAACGUUGUUGUUGAUCUUCUGUCCUGACUGUAGGUGCACAGCUGUGCAGUAAGCUGAACGCAUUUGCAAUAAAGGUUGAAGACAGCG
Stegastes partitus (bicolor damselfish) is the source of this 1712-nucleotide messenger RNA. RefSeq names its product deoxyribonuclease 1 like 4, tandem duplicate 1 (gene dnase1l4.1). The transcript has 10 exons. Lineage: Eukaryota; Metazoa; Chordata; Actinopteri; Pomacentridae. Gene Ontology annotation, molecular function: DNA binding; deoxyribonuclease I activity. The record is from RefSeq and is a predicted model, not a curated record. The coding region runs from base 152 to 1138 and encodes 328 amino acids. Gene Ontology annotation, biological process: DNA catabolic process. Gene Ontology annotation, cellular component: nucleus.